This is a messenger RNA of Prorocentrum cordatum, 2174 nucleotides long. NCBI's taxonomy places the organism in Eukaryota, Dinophyceae, Prorocentrales, Prorocentraceae. The record is from the annotation of a GenBank genome assembly.
AACUACGCGUUAGAAAAAUACUGGUUCCCAAAAUGUCUGGUUGAAUAUUCUUUAAAGUAUAAGAAAACCGACCUCAAGUUGUCACAUUGUCCGCCCGGGCCGGGCGAGUCAACUAGCUCCACCCCGCGCCGGAAUUCCUCUAGCUCAUCGUUGCCGAAGAGCUCUACGAGGUAUUACCCCCAAGAGGCCCCCGAGAGCGCUCAUCGUCGUAGUCGUCGUCGCCAGUCAGGGUCAACAGCACCGGCCGUAAGGCCUUCGCAGUCUCAGCGAGAGUCAAUCACAUGACAUGAGGAGAGGGGGAGGUAGGUAAGAAAGAUUAUCCACACACACAGUCAUCGAUCAUGACUACAUUGUGGACGUCCUGAACGAUGAUGACGAGCAUGAUCUGUUUGUCCGUGACCGUGAUGAUGAUGGUGGUCCAAGGAAGCGUGCACAGUUCCCUGAAGAUCCACCCGAAGCCCAGACAAUGCAGAAACCGUCCACUAAAAACUAAAUCCUCGAACUUCGAUGCAAGAAGAAAAGGUUGCAGCGCGCCUGCUACCGUAGAUGACGAGUCUGGUCUCGUAUGAUCUCUGUGCAGUCUGGCGACAUGUACAGGCAAGACUCGAUCAAACAAUACUGUAGAUGCUGAGUUCGUGAACUGCAGUAUGCUAUCUGAAUGACCGCUUUAAAAAUCAGCGGUGGAAGACAUCGCGGUGUGCCAGUAGCAACGAACAUGGAGGGCUGCGGCAACCACCACGCGUACAGUUCGCGGCGUGUACUGAAUUUACUCCUCAUCCGCUUGCCACUCCCCCCACCCACUUCCUCCCCAUCCUCCGCCACACUUCGGGCCUCCCACACACAACAACCAAAAAACAAACAUUGCAUACCCUUCACAGUUUAGGGACAAGGCUUCUCCAACAGGGGAGUGGGCGGCCGACUGCAUAGCAGCCUAGCGCAGAUCGUAGACAUCCGUGACAGCACGCCCUACCGGACCACGCGGCCCCCAAGCGCGAAUGCACGAGAAUAGAUAAACAUAUCUGGACACAGAAAACGAGAAAGGCUGACAUUACGCGAACGACAAUUACAGAAUUACGAGGGUCUGGCACCAGCCAUGCCGCCAUGCUGGAUGUCAACGACCACCAUGCUGCAUUUUACCUGGACCGCUCGUUUGCUACAUCACCUUUGACAUCAUGCUGCGCUUGAAAUUUUCACGUGGCAUCUACUUCCUUCAUACCCGCAAUUUGCUAGUGUGUGUCAACUCCAUUUCGAACUUGUUUGCCAAACACUUCCAGACAACAUGUGUUUACGCACGGCUCAGAAUGACGCACGUGGUCACGAGCAAGGGCAACGUCGCCUGAAUCACCUCCUUGUGCAGUUUCACGGCGUAUUCAACACGCUGGAUCAGCAUGCAAGAACGGACUGCAUGAUGGUAGUCGAUAUGGUCGGGCUCGAAAAGGUGUUCCCACAUAGUCUCGGGAAUCGCAAUGGCUUUCUCGUGUUGGUCGAUGAACGAGUAGACCCUGAUCAUGAUGCUAUAAGAUCUUUCAUUGGGAGCCACCGCAUGGUCAACCAUUUCAUGAACAACUCUUGGGCGUCGAUGUGCAUGCCGAGCUGAAGACGAACAUCCAACACCGCAUUGUAUGCAGCCCGGUAGAGCUGAAUUCCUGAUCCCUGAAUCUCAUUGCAAACCUUCAAAAGCAAAUUCUGGAUCGGAACCUUCGUUGGCCACAACAAUGGCACGAUAUGCCCAUUUGCUGAGGGUGACACCAUCGCUCACCAUCUAUACGAAAUAAUGCACGACACUCUCCGCAAGCUGACGACCCUUCCACGCAGCCAGCAAGCGGUUCUGCAAAUCAAACGAACGGUUGAUCCCAUGAGCUCGAACCAAAACAAGAAGCCGCAAUCCGUCUAUGUGAAUGCGUUUGCCAUCGAGACUUUCAGCUACGCGCUAGAAGAAACUGAUUGCUACGGCCUUGUGAAUGAGGUGUGCACCAGGAGCGGCUCCCUUCUCCAACAUCUGGUCGAAAAACGUCAUGGCUGUUUUUUUCUCGUCUCCAAGUCUGAUGGAGGCAUGCGCAACUUUCAGCAUGCUCGGGAGCUUUUGUGGGUCACGCCCUCUCUGCGCCCUCCCUCCUCGUUCUCAUCCCCCUCGUCCUCCUCCCCCGUCGCCCUCCUCCCUCCUCGUCCUCCUC